GUUUCCGUUUCUCACACAAGCGCGAAAUUUUUAAGAUGUUGUGAAAAACAAAGCAAUGAAAUGGCUGAAAAACAUCCGAAGUCUAAACUUAAGCGAUAUAAAUCGUCUGUCAAAGAUCUCCAGCCAGUAAUUAGCUCACUGAAGAGGAGUCACACCGCGUCGUUCUCCGGUGGGAUUAACGUCACAGCGGAGACCGAGAGGUCAGCGUGGUGGAGCAGCGAGCAGCUGCCUGCGGAGGAGAGCCUGUGGGCGCUGACGCUGAAGUCUGCUCUGCCCUACCUGGAGAAGCAGCACUGGGACCUGGUUCCUGAUCUUCCUCAUCCACCCGCAGCGAAGCCCCCAGUGAUAAAGCUAGAUGAACAGCGGUGGUGUGACCUCAGCGAGGAGGUGGCUCCCCUCCCUGAACCCUCUCCACCUUCUCCGAGGACUUCAUGGAGUCCAGAUCCUGUCAGUCUCAGCUCCGCCCAGCAGGAGCUCUCGGUACACACCAAACCUGGGCCAGACCCGCCCACCAGGCCGCCGUCGUCUCACAGCAGACAAAGUCCAGACGGCAAGACAGCGCCCCUUCAAGCCCUCACCAAACGACCACGGCCGUCCCUCCACGGCUGGGAGGGGCCGGCGUCAUCAGCCGCACCCUCGGGUGUAGGGGGACACAAGGGGGGGACGGGAGGAGAGCAAGAGGAAGAGACUGGACCGGUCAGCAGACGGCCUCUCACAAACCAGGUGAAGUCAUCUGACAGCCGAGUUUCUCUGCAGAGAGAGGAGGAAGAGGAAGAGGAGGUGCACACAAGUGUCAAAGCAGGAGGAGCAGCAGGUGGUGGUGGUGGAGGAGGAGGAGGAGGAGGAGGGCUGCAGACCUGCCCCAUGUGCCUGAUAGUGUUCCCUGUAGGGUUCACCCAAAUGGACUGUGAUGGCCACCUGGCCCAGUGUCUGUCAGAGGUGAAUGUGGACAUGACCUGGUGAGCCGACAGGAGAAGACACACACACUCUCUCCAGGAUCAUAUUCUGGGUUUCCCAUGCGUCCUGGAAAACAGUUAACCAAUUUUAGGGGUGGGUGAUAUGAACUAAAACUGAUAUGACAGUAUUUUCUGAGGGUAUUUGUGGUAACUGUAUUAUAUUAUAUUAUUAUAAAAUAUAAGGGAUACUCUACUCAAAACGUAAAUCUGUGUAAAUAUGCUAAGAAAGCGAAACAAUGGAUGUUUAUUGGCUCCACAUAAGAAUGAAAGCUGGAAUGGACCCACGUGUGUUUUGGGAGAAGUAGCUGGCCCCAUAAUGUAACUGUAAUGUUUGAUGAGUCAGUAGCAUUAGUAGCAGCCAUGCUGCUGAUCUCAGCAAUACAAAAAAUUUAGCUUUAAAAAAGGUUUUUUUCUCAGCAAAAAUAGAAAACUCUAACCUGUUAACAUGGUGCCUAAAUAUACUGUAUACAGCAAGAGUCUGUGCCGAAGCGAUGGACGGUAGCCUGUUCGUAACCGUAGACGUAUGAACUGUGGGAGGGACGUAGCUCAUCGGUGCUGCAGCUCCCUCGUCCUCACUUGUGUGCUAAACUAAAACGUGUGUGUUUCUCGGUGUAGACGGUAUUGCAAAAUCCAUGUCAUCACCAAACGUGACUGUGAUGAAGCCCACCCUUCAUCAAUAUUCCAGUCAUUGAAAACACAGAGAGAACAUGGAAAAUGUCCUGAAAAAUAAUUUUAACAUUUUCCUUUUCCCCUCUGAGAAUGAACUACUAUUCUAUCAGAGCUCCCCAAACACAAAGUUAUGUUCAACUAUUACAAAUAUUUCAACUAAACUGUCCAUGAACUACCGUUUGAGCAUUAAUAUGAUCAUGAACAUAAAAUAUACCAUAGUAUGCUCUGCUAUAAAAUAUGUCAUACUAUAGUUUGUCCUAAAAGUAGUAAAAUAUGCCAUAAAAACUAAUAAUAAAAUGUAUCAUAAAAUAUGUCAUAGUAUGUCAUUAAAA
Messenger RNA from Anarrhichthys ocellatus (wolf-eel), 1957 nucleotides. RefSeq names its product snake venom metalloprotease inhibitor 02D01. NCBI's taxonomy places the organism in Eukaryota, Metazoa, Chordata, Actinopteri, Perciformes, Anarhichadidae. Gene Ontology annotation, cellular component: Fanconi anaemia nuclear complex. Gene Ontology annotation, molecular function: ubiquitin binding. The transcript is spliced from 4 exons. The record is from RefSeq and is a predicted model, not a curated record. The coding region runs from base 61 to 963 and encodes 300 amino acids.